Colossoma macropomum (tambaqui) is the source of this 5817-nucleotide messenger RNA. RefSeq names its product myosin heavy chain, fast skeletal muscle-like. The record is from RefSeq and is a predicted model, not a curated record. Gene Ontology annotation, molecular function: cytoskeletal motor activity; actin filament binding; ATP binding. The transcript has 39 exons. The annotation marks the transcript as partial. NCBI's taxonomy places the organism in Eukaryota, Metazoa, Chordata, Actinopteri, Characiformes, Serrasalmidae. Gene Ontology annotation, cellular component: myosin complex.
AUGAGCACUGAUGCAGAGAUGGCCCAGUAUGGGCCGGCUGCUCCCUAUCUUCGCAAGCCGGAAAAGGAGAGGAUAGAGGCCCAGAAUCGCCCGUUUGAUGCUAAAACUGCCUGCUUCGUCCCAGAUCCCAAAGAACUGUACAUCAAAGCAGUCAUCCAGAGCAAAGACGGUGGCAAAACCACUGUGAAGACAGAGGCUGGAGAGACAGUAACCGUUAAAGAUGAGGACUGUCACCCUAUGAACCCACCCAAGUAUGAUAAGAUAGAGGACAUGGCCAUGAUGACCCACCUUAAUGAGCCCUCUGUGCUGUUUAACCUCAAAGAGCGCUACGCAGCAUGGAUGAUCUAUACCUACUCUGGCCUGUUCUGUGUGACUGUGAAUCCCUAUAAGUGGCUCCCAGUCUACAGUGCUGAGGUGGUAUCUGCCUACAGAGGCAAAAAGCGCAUGGAAGCCCCACCGCAUAUUUUCUCUGUAUCUGAUAAUGCGUAUCAAAAUAUGCUGACUGACCGGGAAAACCAGUCCAUCCUGAUCACUGGAGAAUCUGGUGCAGGCAAGACUGUGAACACCAAGCGUGUCAUCCAGUACUUUGCGACAAUCGCAGUGUCUGGAGACAAAAAGAAAGAGGCAACACCAGGAAAGGUGCAGGGAACGCUGGAAGAUCAAAUCAUUUCAGCAAACCCUCUCCUGGAGGCCUUUGGCAAUGCCAAAACUGUUAGGAACGACAACUCCUCUCGCUUUGGUAAAUUCAUUCGAAUUCAUUUUGGAACCUCUGGAAAACUGGCUUCAGCUGACAUUGAAACAUAUUUGCUGGAGAAGUCAAGGGUGACCUUCCAGCUAGCUGAUGAGAGGAGCUACCACAUAUUUUAUCAGAUCCUGACUGGACACAAGCAAGAGCUAAUUGAUAUGCUUCUUAUUACAACCAACCCGUAUGAUUUCCCCUCAAUUAGCCAGGGCCAGAUCACAGUGGCUAGCAUUAAUGACAAGGAGGAGCUGGAAGCCACAGAUACAGCUAUAGACAUCCUGGGCUUCACUCCUGAAGAAAAGAUGAGCAUCUACAAGCUGACUGGAGCAGUAAUGCAUUAUGGAAACAUGAAGUUUAAGCAGAAGCAGCGUGAAGAGCAGGCUGAACCUGAUGGCACAGAGGUGGCUGAUAAAAUCGCUUACCUGAUGGGCCUGAACUCUGCUGAGUUGCUGAAAGCUCUUUGCUACCCCAGAGUGAAAGUUGGCAAUGAAUAUGUCACCAAAGGACAGACUGUUCAACAGGUUGUCAAUUCAGUUGGGGCAUUGGCUAAAUCUGUCUAUGAGAAGAUGUUCUUGUGGAUGGUCAUUAGAAUUAAUCAGAUGCUGGACACCAAGCAACCUCGGGCUUUCUUCAUUGGAGUGCUUGAUAUUGCUGGUUUUGAGAUCUUUGAUUUCAACAGCCUGGAGCAGUUGUGCAUCAACUUCACCAAUGAGAAACUGCAACAGUUUUUUAAUCACCACAUGUUUGUGCUGGAACAAGAGGAGUACAAAAAAGAGGGAAUUGAAUGGGAGUUUAUAGAUUUUGGAAUGGACCUGGCUGCCUGCAUUGAGCUUAUUGAGAAGCCAAUGGGCAUCUUCUCCAUCCUUGAGGAGGAGUGUAUGUUCCCCAAGGCCACAGACACAUCCUUCAAGAACAAGCUCUAUGAUCAACACCUGGGGAAAAACAAUGCCUUUCAGAAGCCCAAACCUACCAAAGGCAAGGCAGAGGCGCACUUUUCCUUGGUGCACUAUGCUGGCACUGUGGAUUACAAUAUCGCUGGCUGGCUGGACAAGAACAAAGACCCAUUGAAUGAGUCUGUUGUUCAGCUAUACCAAAAGUCUUCAGUCAAGCUGCUGGCUCUCCUAUAUGCCUCCUUUUCAUCCGCAGAAACAGAUGCAAGCAGUGGUGGAGGAGGAAAAAAAGGAGGAAAGAAGAAGGGAGGUUCUUUCCAGACGGUCUCAGCCUUAUUCAGGGAGAAUCUUGGCAAGCUGAUGACCAACUUGAGGAGCACACAUCCUCACUUUGUGCGAUGCCUUAUUCCAAAUGAGGUGAAGACUCCAGGUAUAAUGGAAAACCAUCUGGUCAUCCACCAGCUACGCUGUAAUGGUGUGCUGGAGGGUAUAAGGAUCUGCAGGAAAGGCUUUCCCAGCAGAAUCCUUUAUGCUGACUUCAAGCAGAGGUACAGGGUCCUGAAUGCUAGUGCUAUUCCAGAAAAACAGUUCAUCGAUAGCAAGAAGGCUUCUGAGAAGCUCUUGGGAUCGAUUGAUAUUGAUCACACUCAGUACAAGUUUGGCCAUACAAAGGUAUUUUUCAAAGCGGGCUUGCUGGGGAUGCUAGAGGAGAUGAGAGAUGAAAAGCUGGCUUCUCUAGUGACCUGCACUCAGGCCCUUUGUCGUGGAUACCUCAUGAGAGUGGAAUUUGCAAAGAUGUAUGCUCAGAAGGAUGCUAUUUAUACCAUCCAAUAUAACAUUCGUUCGUUCAUGAAUGUGAAACACUGGCCAUGGAUGAAACUGUUUUUUAAGAUGAAGCCUCUGCUCAAGAGUGCUGAAACGGAGAAAGAGAUGGCUACCAUGAAGGAAGAUUUUAUGAAGUGCAAGGAGGAGCUGGCCAAAGCAGAAGCAAAAAGAAAAGAGCUGGAGGAGAAAAUGGUUUCCCUGCUUCAGGAGAAAAAUGAUCUUGUUUUACAAAUUCAUGCCGAAAGUGAGCAUCUUGCAGAUGCGGAGGAGAGAUGUGAGGGAUUGAUCAAAAGUAAGAUCCAACUAGAAGCCAAGCUGAAGGAGACUGCUGAAAGGCUGGAGGAUGAAGAGGAGAUUAAUGCUGAGCUCACAUCCAAAAAGAGGAAACUGGAGGAUGAAUGUUCUGAGCUGAAGAAGGAUAUUGAUGACCUUGAGCUUACCUUGGCCAAAGUGGAGAAGGAAAAACAUGCAACUGAGAACAAGGUCAAAAACCUCACAGAGGAGAUAUCUAGUCAAGAUGAGAAUAUUGCAAAGUUGACCAAGGAGAAGAAAGCCCUCCAAGAAGCACACCAGCAAAUGCUUGAUGACCUUCAGGCGGAAGAGGACAAAGUCAAUAGCCUGACAAAAGCUAAAACUAAACUUGAACAACAAGUAGAUGAUCUUGAAGGAUCAUUGGAGCAAGAGAAGAAGAUGCGCAUGGACCUUGAGAGGGUCAGGAGAAAACUUGAAGGUGAUUUGAAGUUGACCCAGGAAUCCAUAAUGGACCUAGAGAAUGACAAACAACAGCUGGAGGAGAAACUCAAGAAGAAAGACUUUGAGAUAAGUCAUCUCUUGAGCAAAAUUGAAGAUGAGCAAGCUAUGGGCUCCCAACUUCAAAAGAAGAUAAAAGAACUCCAUGCGCGUACUGAGGAGUUAGAAGAAGAGAUUGAGGCUGAGCGUGCUGUCAGAGCUAAGGUGGAGAAGCAGAGAGCUGAUCUCUCCAGGGAACUCGAGGAGAUCAGUGAGAGGCUGGAAGAAGCUGGUGGAGCCACAGCAGCUCAGAUUGAGAUGAACAAGAAACGAGAAAUAGAGUUCCAGAAGCUCCGUCGUGAUCUUGAAGAGUCCACCCUGCAGCAUGAAGCAACGACUGCAGCUCUGCGCAAGAAACAGGCUGACAGUGUGGCUGAGCUUGGUGAACAGAUCGAUAAUCUCCAACGAGUAAAGCAAAAGCUUGAGAAAGAGAAGAAUGAAUACAAAAUGGAGAUUGACGAUUUGGCGAGCAACAUGGAAGCCUUGGCAAAAGCCAAGGUUAACCUGGAAAAGAUGUGUCGCAGUCUUGAAGACCAGCUUACUGAGGUGAAAACCAAGAAUGAAGAGCAUACAAGGCAGAUCCAUGAUCUCUGUGCACAGAAAGCUCGGCUUCAGAGUGAAAACGGAGAGUUUUCUCGUCAAGCUGAAGAAAAGGAAAGCCUUAUUUCACAGCUUACAAGGGGAAAACAAGGUUUCACUCAGCAGCUUGAUGAGUUGAAGAGACAACUUGAAGAAGAGACAAAGGCGAAGAAUGCCCUGGCCCAUGCUUUGCAGUCAGCACGUCAUGACUGUGACCUCCUGAGGGAGCAGUUUGAAGAGGAACUGGAGGCCAAAGCAGAGCUGCAGCGUGGAAUGUCCAAGGCAAACAGUGAGUUAGCUCAAUGGAGAACCAAAUAUGAGACUGAUGCCAUCCAGCGCACUGAGGAACUUGAGGAGGCCAAGAAAAAGCUCGCUCAGCGUCUCCAAGAGGCGGAGGAGCAAAUUGAAACCGCAAAUGCAAAGUGUGCUUCCUUAGAGAAAACCAAGCAGAGACUGCAGAGUGAGAUAGAAGACCUCAUGGUGGACGUUACAAAGUCAAACACACUGGCAGCAAACUUGGACAAGAAGCAGAGAAACUUUGACAAGAUACUGGUUGAGUGGAAGCAAAAGUAUGAAGAGUCUCAGGCAGAGUUGGAGGCAGCUCAGAAAGAGUUGCGAGCAUUAAGCAAUGAGCUUUUCAAAAUGAAAAACUCCUAUGAGGAAACCUUGGAUCAUCUUGAAACCCUCAAGCGAGAGAAUAACAACUUGCAGCAGGAGAUCUCAGACCUCACUGAUCAGUUAGGAGAGAGUGGUAAGAGCAUCCAUGAGCUGGAGAAAGCCAGGAAGCAAAUGGAGACUCAGAAAUCUGAGAUGCAAGGAGCACUGGAGGAAGCUGAGGCCUCCCUGGAACAUGAAGAAUCCAAGAUCCUUCGUGUUCACCUGGAGCUGAAUCAGGUGAAAAGUGAGGUUGACAGAAAGCUGGCUGAGAAGGAUGAGGAGAUCGAGCAGCUGAAGAGGAACAGUCAGAGGAUCAUAGACUCCAUGCAGAGCACUUUGGACUCCGAGGUCAGGAGCAGGAAUGAUGCCCUAAGGUUCAAGAAGAAGAUGGAGGGAGAUCUUAAUGAGAUGGAGAUCCAGCUGAGCCAUGCCAAUCGCCAGGCAGCUGAGGCCCAGAAACAACUGAGGAACGUUCAAGGGCAGCUUAAGGAUACCCAACUGCAUCUGGACGAUGCUGUAAGAGGGCAGGAGGACAUGAAGGAACAGGUUGCCCUGGCAGAGCGCAGAACUACCCUAAUGCAGGCUGAGAUUGAAGAACUAAGGGCAGCUCUCGAACAGACUGAGAGAAGCCACAAAGUAGCUGAGCAGGAACUGGUGGAUGCCAGUGAACGAGUAGGACUCCUGCAUUCUCAGAACACCAGCCUUCUAAAUACCAAGAAAAAGCUUGAAGCUGAUGUUUCCCAACUUCAAAGUGAAAUUGAGGAUUUUCUUCAAGAGUCAAGAAAUGCUGAGGAAAAGGCUAAGAAGGCCAUCACUGAUGCUGCCAUGAUGGCAGAGGAGCUAAAGAAGGAGCAGGAUACCUGUGCUCAUCUGGAGAGAAUGAAGAAGAACCUGGAAGCCACAAUUAAGGAUCUACAGCAACGUCUGGAUGAAGCUGAAAGCUUAGCCAUGAAGGGUGGAAAGAAGCAACUCCAGAAACUGGAAACAAAAGUUCGAGAACUGGAGAAUGAACUGGAGGCUGAACAAAGGCAUGGAGCUGAUGCUGUCAAAGCAGUUCGGAAAUAUGAGAGGAGGGUAAAAGAGCUCAGCUACCAGGCUGAAGAAGAAAAGAAAAAUGUGAACAGGCUUCAGGAUCUGGUAGACAAGCUGCAGAUUAAAAUGAAAGCCUACAAGAGACAGGCAGAAGAAGCUGAAGAACAAGCCAACGUAUACCUGACCCGCUGUAGGAAGGUGCAGCAUGAGCUGGAACAGGCUGAAGAAAGGGCAGACAUUGCUGAAUCCCAGGUUAACAAGCUGAGAGCCAGAAGUCGGGACAUGAAAAGAGGGAAGAAGUCA